AAAGAAUGGAAUUUGGAUUCGGCAAAGGCAGAGAUCGCUAGUCUUUCUGAAGAAGUUGCUCGACUUAAAUUAGAAUUGCAGAAUAAGUCCAAGGAUGAAAUUCUUAUAUCUCGUCAACUUUGCUUGCUUCGAAGUCGUCUUCUGGAGGACGGUCAACUUAAGUACCUGGAAAAAGCUUGA
Messenger RNA from Rodentolepis nana, 180 nucleotides. NCBI's taxonomy places the organism in Eukaryota, Metazoa, Platyhelminthes, Cestoda, Cyclophyllidea, Hymenolepididae. The record is from the annotation of a GenBank genome assembly.